Messenger RNA from Schistosoma margrebowiei, 1077 nucleotides. Lineage: Eukaryota; Metazoa; Platyhelminthes; Trematoda; Strigeidida; Schistosomatidae. The record is from the annotation of a GenBank genome assembly.
AUGUUUAACAAUAAUAAUUGCACAGGUAUUAUCACAGAUAAUGAAAUUAAUACCAACUGUGAUAAUUUUGAAGAAACUGUUUGCCAAAAACAAAUAUCAAAUGACUUCCCUAAAGAUCAUUUAUUAAAUUCAGAUGAUUUUAUCAUAGAUAUUUUGAAGAAUACAAUGAAUGUAAAUGAAUCACAUCUUACGGCUGCUAUUAAUUACUACCGAUCUUGUAUCACAAACUCUAAGGAGGAAACAUCGUCAAGAAAAGAGAAAAUUAUUCAAUUAAUAUCAUCUCUUUUCAACGGAUGGUCAUUGUCAAUAUAUUCUGAUAAAAUUUCGUUCAAUAUUAGCAACAAUAUACCUGAUGAUAAAUUGUUCAAUCUUACCAAUUUAAUUUUACCACUGAUAUUUCAAAAUGGAAAAACAACUAUAUUUUCUCUAAACAUAGUUCAAAGUAGAAACAAAAGUAUAAAUCGAUAUAUCUAUUCGGUUAACAAUGGAGAAGGAACAGAAGAACAAAUUUCCAAGUUACUGGAGAAUUUUGAAGUGGGGGAAAAUAAGGAAGAAUUGGCAAAAGGUGUUUUUAAUAUGUAUUCAGACAUUAAAAAUGUACUUGAAAUAUUUGAUAAAUUAAAGAUCACUUUGAUUCAAUUAUUAUCAUCGAAUUCAUGGUACAAUCAAAACAAUAAAGGCACUAUUGAUCAGGUUAAAAAUAUUAGUUUAUCGAUAAUUUCAUCGGAAUCAUUGAAUGUGAAAGAAAGAGAGAACAAAGAUUUUAUAUUCAAUAAUAAAAUUCUAGAAAAUAAUUACUUUAUGAAUGAAUAUUAUUCUCGGAAGACUAAACUUCUCAAAUCAUUCGGCGCAACUUUGCGUAAAUACGAUGAACCAGAAGUCCCCAGUUUCACGCCAUACGUAUCUGGAUUGAACAAAGAUAAUAGCAUUCAUAUAUCUACUGGUUUUCUACAUCCACCGUAUUUCAAUGGAUCAUAUUCUAUGUCUGAAAAAUAUGGGAUUAUCGGUUGGAUUAUGGGACGUGAGCUUAUAUCUGCAGGUGACUUUGACAUCAUGUUUUUUUUAUCUAAAUUAUAA